Saccharomyces kudriavzevii IFO 1802 is the source of this 5358-nucleotide messenger RNA. It is a transcript of the gene FKS3, whose product is annotated as putative 1,3-beta-D-glucan synthase. NCBI's taxonomy places the organism in Eukaryota, Fungi, Ascomycota, Saccharomycetes, Saccharomycetales, Saccharomycetaceae. Gene Ontology annotation, biological process: fungal-type cell wall polysaccharide biosynthetic process; (1->3)-beta-D-glucan biosynthetic process. Gene Ontology annotation, cellular component: plasma membrane; 1,3-beta-D-glucan synthase complex. The transcript has a single exon. The record is from RefSeq and is a predicted model, not a curated record. Bases 1 to 5358 code for a protein of 1785 amino acids. Gene Ontology annotation, molecular function: 1,3-beta-D-glucan synthase activity.
AUGAACUUCAUGAGCCCUAAGUUUUCGCUUACUGAUGUUGAAUAUCCAGCUUGGUGUCAAGAUGAUGAAGUCCCGGUAACAAUGCAAAAGAUCAGGGAGAUUUUUACACAGCUUACAGAGAAGUUUGGAUUCCAGAAAUCUUCUAUGGAAAAUAUGUAUCAGCAUUUAAUGGGACAGCUGGACUCCAGAGCAAGCCGUACGGGCGCUCAAAAUGCAUUAGUGUCGCUACAUGUCUCGUAUAUUGGAGGCGAGCAUGCAAAUUAUAGAAAAUGGUAUUUUGCCGCCCAGCUCGAUCUAGAUGAAGAGAUUGGUUUUCAAAACAUGCAACUACACGGGAAAGCACGCCAAAGGAAUGUGAAAAUGGCAAAGAAGAGAGGUGUUUCCAUCAAGGAACAGAUCAAGCAAUGGAAUGAGAAGGAACAAGAGUUCAUCAACAAUCAUCCGAAGAUAACUCUGACUCAAGAACAGUUAGAAGACCAGACGAAUUUAAAAAGUGCGGAUUAUAAGUGGAAAUUGAAGAUGAAAAAGUUGUCACCAGAAGAAAUGAUAAGACAGCUAGCCCUUUAUUUACUUUGUUGGGGAGAGGCGAACCAAGUCAGGUUUGCUCCAGAAUGCCUUUGUUUUAUCUUUAAAUGUGCACUUGAUUAUGACAUUAGUACAUUGAGUGAAGAAAAACCAAUGAACAUGCCAGAAUACACGUACUUAAAUGAAGUUAUCACACCUUUAUACGAAUUUCUAAGGGACGAAGUAUACAAAAAAGAUGCCAAGGGAAACUGGAAAAGAAGAGAAAAGGACCAUAAGAAUAUUAUUGGUUAUGAUGACAUCAACCAACUGUUUUGGUAUCCGGAGGGCUUUGAACGUAUUAUCUUAACCAAUGGGGAACGGCUGGUAGACAAACCACUAGAGGAGAGGUAUCUUUAUUUCAAAGACGUUGCUUGGUCAAAAGUAUUCUAUAAAACUUAUAGAGAGACCAGAAGUUGGAAGCAUUGUUUCACAAAUUUUAAUAGAUUCUGGAUCAUUCAUUUUGCACCGUUUUGGUUUUUUACCACUUUUAAUUCCCCUACUUUGUAUACCAAGAACUACGUGCAGUUAUUAAAUAAUCAACCUACACCUCAAGUUAGACUUUCCGUUAUUGCCUUUGGAGGAACAAUAUCAUGUUUAGUUCAAAUACUUGCUACCAUAUUCGAGUGGGGGUUUGUUCCUCGGGAAUGGCCAGGAGCUCAACAUCUGUCACGCAGAAUGACCGGCCUACUGCUUUGUCUCGCAAUUAAUCUAGGGCCGUCCAUAUAUGUCUUGGGAUUUUUUGAGUGGGACGUCCAUUCGAAAUCUGCAUAUAUUGUGUCCAUCACUCAGUUAAUUAUUGCACUUUUAACUACCCUUUUUUUUGCUAUCAGGCCCUUGGGCGGCCUAUUUCGUCCAUAUUUGAAUAAAGAUAAAAGGCAUCGAAGGUAUAUUUCAUCGCAAACUUUUACUGCUUCAUUUCCCAAACUAACAGGACGGAGCAAAUGGUUUUCUUAUGGGUUAUGGGUAUUCGUAUAUUUGGCAAAAUACAUUGAAUCUUAUUUCUUUUUGACCUUAUCCCUUAGGGACCCCAUCCGCGUCCUAUCUAUUAUGGAUCUAUCCAGAUGUCAGGGUGAGUAUUUGCUGGGUCCGAUUCUAUGUAAAUGGCAGGCUAAAAUCACACUAGUUCUGAUGUUGUUUUCGGAUUUAGGUCUAUUCUUUCUCGAUACCUACCUUUGGUAUAUUAUUUGUAACUGUAUUUUUUCCAUCAUACUGUCAUUUUCCCUUGGUACCUCAAUUCUCACACCAUGGAAAAAUGUAUAUUCACGAUUGCCUAAAAGGAUAUAUUCCAAAAUUUUAGCCACUUCAGAGAUGGAUGUAAAAUUCAAAGCAAAAAUACUAAUAUCUCAAGUAUGGAACGCAAUCGUUAUAUCGAUGUAUAGGGAACAUCUUCUCUCCAUUGAACAUUUACAAAGACUUUUAUUCCAGCAAGUGGACUCCUUAAUGGGUGAUACAAGAACCUUGAAAUCUCCUACAUUUUUUGUUGCCCAGGAUGAUUCAACUUUCAAAUCCAUGGAAUUUUUUCCUUCCAAAUCAGAGGCAAAAAGAAGGAUAUCAUUUUUUGCUCAAUCGUUGGCAACCCCCAUUUCAGAGCCUGUCCCAGUGGACUGUAUGCCAACCUUUACUGUCUUAGUUCCCCAUUAUUCGGAAAAAAUUCUUUUGGGUUUAAAGGAAAUUAUCAGAGAAGAAUCUCCCAAAAGCAAAAUUACAGUGCUUGAAUAUUUGAAGCAUCUACACCCUACAGAAUGGGAAUGUUUUGUUAAAGAUACGAAAUUAUUGAGCAUGGAAAAAAGUUUUUUAAAAGAAGCGGUGAAUAGUGAGAAUGAGGAUGGGCUGGAAAUUUCAGAUACUCCAUACGAUGUCGGAUCUACUCCCCUUUCAGAGCGAAAUAGUUCUCGAAAGCUAUCCACUGAAGACGAUCUUAUUAAGGAAAAAAUUAAUGACUUGCCAUUUUCUUAUUUUGGCUUCAACUCGUCUGAACCAUCAUACACGCUAAGAACAAGAAUUUGGGCGUCCUUACGGACACAAACUUUAUAUCGAACCCUUUCAGGUUUUAUGAAUUACUCCAAAGCUAUUAAACUGCUGUAUCGGAUUGAAAAUCCCUCUUUAGUUAGCUUAUAUCAUGGUAACUCUGAAGCUUUGGAAAACGAUUUAGAAAAUAUGGCUAGUAGGAAAUUCAGAAUGGUUGUUGCUAUGCAAAGAUAUGCAAAAUUUAAUAAGGACGAAAUUGAAGCGACGGAGCUACUUUUAAGAGCUUAUCCGAAUAUGUUUAUAUCUUAUCUUUUGGAAGAUCUAGACGAAAGCACAUCUGAACGUACAUAUUAUUCAUGUCUGACUAAUGGUUACGCUGAAUUUGAUGAAGAAAAUGGAUUGAGGAAGCCAACAUUCAAAAUUCGCUUGUCGGGCAAUCCAAUUCUUGGCGACGGUAAAUCGGACAAUCAAAAUCAUUCCAUAAUAUUUUAUCGCGGUGAGUAUAUACAGGUGAUCGAUGCCAAUCAGGAUAAUUAUUUGGAGGAAUGCCUAAAGAUACGAUCUGUUUUAAGUGAAUUUGAAGAACUUGAACUGAAUUCCAUAAUUCCGUAUAUCCCCGGUAUUGAGUAUGAGGAGGAGCCUGCCCCUAUCGCUAUAGUCGGUUCAAGAGAAUACAUUUUUUCAGAAAACAUUGGAGUCUUAGGCGAUAUUGCUGCAGGUAAGGAACAGACUUUUGGGACCUUAUUUGCAAGGACAUUGGCUGAGAUUGGCGGUAAACUACACUAUGGGCACCCUGAUUUUCUUAACGGCAUAUUUAUGACCACUCGUGGUGGCCUGUCGAAGGCACAGAGAGGAUUGCAUUUAAAUGAAGAUAUAUAUGCUGGAAUGAACGCAAUCUGCCGCGGCGGGAGAAUAAAACAUAGUGAUUAUUAUCAAUGUGGUAAAGGGCGAGACUUAGGAUUUGGUUCAAUUUUGAAUUUCACCACUAAAAUAGGUGCAGGUAUGGGUGAACAAUUGUUAUCAAGAGAGUAUUAUUAUCUUGGAACGCAACUUCCAAUGGAUAGAUUUUUAUCCUUUUUUUAUGCACAUCCUGGUUUCCAUCUAAACAAUUUAUUUAUUUCCUUUUCUGUUCAGCUAUUUUUUGUUUUACUAUUAAACUUGGGUGCUUUAAACCAUGAAACGAUUGCCUGCUUUUACAAUAAAAAUGCACCUAUUACAAACCUCGAAACCCCUGUUGGUUGCUAUAACAUCCAACCCGCAUUACAUUGGGUGUCAAUCUUUGUGCUGUCAAUUUUCAUUGUCUUUUUCAUUGCCUUUGCACCUCUAUUAAUUCAAGAAGUCUUGGAAAAGGGCAUCUGGAGAGCAGCUUCGAGGUUUUUACACCACCUUCUUUCAAUGGCUCCAUUAUUUGAAGUAUUUGUUUGUCAGGUCUAUUCGAACUCCUUAUUGAUGGACUUAACAUUUGGUGGAGCAAAAUAUAUAUCUACGGGUCGUGGGUUUGCAAUAACACGCAUUGAUUUCUCAGCACUCUAUUCUAGGUUUGUUAACAUAUCAAUAUACUCUGGGUUUCAGGUGUUCUUCAUGUUAUUAUUUGCGAUUAUAUCUAUGUGGCAGCCCGCUCUACUGUGGUUCUGGAUAACGGUAAUUUCAAUGUGUUUUGCCCCUUUUAUUUUCAAUCCUCACCAAUUUUCAUUUAUGGACUUCUUCAUUGAUUACAAGACUUUCAUGCAUUGGUUAUUUUCAGGUAAUACUAAAUAUCAGAAGGAGUCAUGGGCAAACUUUGUAAAGAGCUCUCGGUCAAGGUUUACGGGCUACAAGAGCAAAACCGUUGAUGAUAUCUCCGAAGAUUCAGGUCAUGACUCAAAGAAAGCAAGGUUUUGGAACGUUUUUUUUGCAGAGUUAUUUCUGCCGUUUUGCGUAUUUUUUUUCAAUUUCACAGCUUUUUCCUUCACAAAUGCGCAAACAGGGGUCUCUGAUUCAAAACCAACCAGUUCAGUUUUUCGGUUGUUACUCGUAACCUUUUUGCCAAUUUUUAUUAAUUCAAUAUUGCUGUUCCUGCUUUUUUGGGUCUCAUUUUUCGUCGUUCCUGGGUUAUCAUACUGCUGCAAAAAUGCUGGUGCCGUGAUUGCGUUUAUUGCACACACAUUUUCAGUCUUGAUCUAUCUUUUAGACUUCGAGCUAAUGUGGUUUUUACAAGGUUGGAACUUUACACGUACAUUGAUACUACUUAUCACAUGUAUCAACUUACAUUUGGUUCUUUUCAAGGUCUUUACGACGAUAUUCUUGACAAGAGAGUAUAAGAACAAUAGAGCACAUUUGGCUUGGUGGAAUGGCAGGUGGUACAACACAGGUAUGGGUUGGUCUGUCAUUUUACAACCCAUACGGGAAUACUUCGUGAAAAUUAUGGAAUCAAGUUAUUUUGCAGCAGAUUUCUUUCUUGGUCAUUUCCUGUUAUAUAUACAGAUGCCAAUCAUAUUGUUACCAUUCAUUGAUUAUUGGCAUACGAUGGUACUAUUUUGGAUGAAUCCGAGAAAUAUUAUCGCGCAUAGAAGGGUUUUCACUCGGAAGCAAAGAAUAUUAAGGAGCAGUAUAGUCUCAAAAUACUUCUCCCUAUAUUUCAUAAUACUAACUGUAUUCCUUUUCAUGCUUAUUGCGCCAUUCUUUGCCAGUAAUUUUGUACCAAAUACGCAGGAGAUGUUAGAAGGCACGCUUUUCGAGGGUAUCUUUCAACCCAAUGGUCAAAACAACAAUGAUACUGGACCGAAUGCCCCAUCGACAAUCCUGACUACCACACCACCUUUCCCUACCUUUGAGACUGUUGCGUAG